This is a messenger RNA of Varanus komodoensis (Komodo dragon), 3715 nucleotides long. It is a transcript of the gene FZR1, whose product is annotated as fizzy and cell division cycle 20 related 1. The transcript is spliced from 15 exons. Lineage: Eukaryota; Metazoa; Chordata; Lepidosauria; Squamata; Varanidae. Gene Ontology annotation, molecular function: protein binding; ubiquitin ligase activator activity; anaphase-promoting complex binding. The coding region runs from base 165 to 1739 and encodes 524 amino acids. Gene Ontology annotation, biological process: anaphase-promoting complex-dependent catabolic process; positive regulation of ubiquitin protein ligase activity; positive regulation of anaphase-promoting complex-dependent catabolic process. The record is from RefSeq and is a predicted model, not a curated record. Gene Ontology annotation, cellular component: anaphase-promoting complex.
AUAUUGGAUGCGCCCGCCGAGGGCAGGCGAUGUGGGCUGAGUGCUCACUCCGCGACUUUUCGUCUCGUCUUCGGUCGGAGUGACGACUAGCCUUCUGGGACGGGGGUGACUUGGAGAGGAGUAAAUUUGAGAGAAGCCGUUUUCUUGCUGCUGAGCGGAGGGUUAUGUGCUUUGAGCGUAUUUCUUGCGCCCUGGUUUCCGAGCAGAACUGUGUAAGCCACUCGACCUUUUCUUCCCCUCAUCCCUGCAUCUUCGCCAUGGAUCAAGAUUAUGAAAGGCGCCUUCUCCGUCAAAUCAAUAUCCAGAAUGAAAACAUGAUGCCUUGUGUGGUGGACACGAGGAGGACACUAACACCUUCAAACUCCCCUGUUUCCUCCCCCAGUAAGCACGGUGACAGAUUCAUUCCUUCCCGAGCUGGAGCAAAUUGGAGCAUCAGUUUUCACAGGAUAAAUGAAAAUGAAAAAUCUCCGAGCCAGAACAGAAAAGCAAAAGAUGCCACAUCGGACAAUGGCAAAGAUGGCCUAGCAUAUUCAGCCUUGCUAAAGAAUGAGCUCCUGGGAGCAGGGAUUGAGAAAGUACAGGAUCCCCAGACGGAGGACAGGCGGCUGCAGCCCUCCACCCCUGAGAAGAAAAGUCUCUUCACGUACUCCCUCACCACAAAACGAUCCAGCCCGGAUGAUGGCAACGAGGUCUCCCCGUAUUCUCUCUCCCCGGUUAGCAACAAAAGCCAAAAGCUGCUUCGAUCCCCCCGAAAGCCAACAAGGAAGAUCUCCAAGAUCCCAUUCAAAGUUCUGGAUGCCCCAGAGCUGCAGGAUGACUUCUACUUGAAUCUGGUUGACUGGUCCUCUCUCAAUGUCCUCAGUGUUGGCCUUGGAACCUGUGUCUAUCUCUGGAGUGCGUGCACCAGCCAGGUGACUCGGCUCUGUGACCUCUCCGUGGAAGGCGACUCUGUAACCUCCGUGGGAUGGUCAGAGAGGGGCAAUUUGGUGGCCGUCGGGACCCACAAAGGUUUCGUUCAGAUCUGGGAUGCCGCUGCAGGAAAGAAGCUGUCCGUGUUGGAAGGCCACACUGCAAGAGUGGGUGCUCUGGCGUGGAAUGCAGACCAGCUGUCUUCUGGCAGUCGGGACCGGAUGAUCCUGCAGCGAGACAUCCGGACCCCUCCGGUGCAGACCGAACGACGCCUCCAAGGCCACAGGCAGGAAGUGUGUGGACUGAAGUGGUCCACGGACCACCAGCUCCUGGCAUCUGGUGGCAACGACAACAAGCUCCUUGUCUGGAACCACUCCAGCCUCAGCCCAGUGCAGCAGUACACAGAGCACCUGGCAGCUGUCAAAGCCAUUGCUUGGUCCCCGCACCAGCACGGGCUGCUGGCCUCUGGCGGCGGGACGGCGGACCGCUGCAUACGCUUCUGGAACACACUGACCGGGCAGCCCUUGCAGUGCAUCGACACGGGGUCGCAGGUGUGCAACCUCGCCUGGUCGAAACACGCCAACGAGCUGGUGAGCACCCAUGGAUACUCUCAGAAUCAGAUCCUUGUCUGGAAAUACCCGUCCCUGACACAAGUGGCAAAGCUAACUGGUCAUUCGUACCGAGUUCUCUACCUGGCGAUGUCCCCUGAUGGGGAAGCCAUUGUAACAGGAGCGGGCGACGAGACUUUGAGGUUCUGGAAUGUCUUCAGCAAAACACGCUCCACGAAGGAGUCCGUUUCCGUCCUUAACCUCUUCACCCGGAUACGUUAAAACCCAGGACAAGAUUUUUUUUUUUUUUUUGGAGUCGAGAAGCACUAAUCGACACGCAUGGAAACUGAGGCCAUGAUCCAGGGAGUUGGGGGUGGGUAGAUGGGGGUGUGACAGGUCAGUUUGCCUGUUCAGAGGAGCCUCGGAGAUCCCUAUUAAAUAGUUGCCUAUGAAUACAGUUGGAUGUUACUUAGGGGACGAGCGGGAUGGGACGUUGCCAAAGUUCUGGGCCCAUCCUUCAAGUCAGGGAACAAAUGGGGAAAGGUUGCAAAGAGAGGUGUAGGUGUGUGUGUGUGUGUGUGUGUCAGUCAGUCGUCUGUGUGAGAAUGAGUACACUGGAGCAUUCGAAAUGCCAGUAGUGGGAAUUUUUUCAAUCGGAGAGGAGUUGGAGAGAAGAAAAAAGACAACUGUACCGGGUCUGAGCAAAACAUUGAAAUUCCACCAGCACUUUCUUGGGUGUUUUCAAGCAGGAUCCUCCAGGAUGACCGCCCAGACCCUGGGGUGACUGGGCCAGCAAGGGGCCAAAAAGCCGUUUAUUUAAGCAGCUCUCUCCAACCUUGGUGCUCUUUGUGUAGGUUGGUUAACAGAAUUUUCUUCUCAGCUAGUUCAGAGUGACUGACAGGAAAAGGAAAAGAAAAAGAAAAACAAGUAUGAUUUUAUAUAUUCAUCUGAGAAUCAUGGCUGAAAACUGGAAGGAGCAGAGUUCUUGGUAUUCCAGAAACUCUAAAGGUGGCUUUUUAGGGGUCCACAUGGAGGGUUUUCAUUAAGAGAAGAAGAAUUCCCUACACUUUGCACAAGCCACGACUGGGUCAUUCCAUGGGAAGGGACAUGCUGCCUCCAGUACUUGGGGUGACCUGGCGGCCUCUGGCUUGAUCAUACUAAGAAGUAUAGGGUAGAAUGGGUAAAUAGGGAUACUCAGACCUGUAAGUACAUGGUAAAAGAUUCAUUGAAACAUCAAGGUAAACAACAGAGUAUACUGCCCAUUGGUUUUUUGGCACCCUCUCCAGCUGCUGCUCCCCGGCUAGGGGAACAGUGGUGAUACGAUUGUGACACAAGGAGAACAUGUGGUUGAGUCCUUGGACCGACGGUAUUGCAGCUUUCCUUCCAAAGUGGAGCCGUCCCACCAAAUAUUGUGGGGAACCCGAACACGUCUGCUUGGACGAAAGUGUUUCUGAAGUGUUCUUUGUAGCUUGUGCCCAGGAAGGGCUUCCAUGUAAGGAACCUCCUGGAGGGUCCUGAGUUGCCCAUGUUAGACUUGGAGAGAGAGGGUUUGCUCGGACAGGGGUUCUCUUGUCUGGACGCUGUUGUACCUUCACCCGGUUCCCCCACUUGAGAGAGAGAGUGACUUUGGAUGCUGCUUCCUAGUUCCACCCAGCCUUUGGGUUAAGCAACCCAUGAGGAAUAAUACUGCCACUCAUAUAUCCACCACUUCACUUUCAUUCAACAGCCCAUGGUCAGGUCCUUCAUAGGCUGUUGACUGAUGUGUGAAGAUGGGUUGUUUAGAGGCUAAACAGCCUCUCAAUUAACCCAUGGUUUCUUGUUGGGCUAACAGAUGGUCUGUUUUGGAUGAGGAAGAGCAUAACGGGGUGGUUGGAUGCCUCCAGAUAAGUAUUCUGUGUGUGUGAAUAAGUUUUGUGUACCCCAUUCUCAUGUGGUUGGUUGAGUGUAGUGUGUUGAGUUAGCUUUGUGGCAAAAGAAAAGAAAAAGAAACCAGAAAUGGAUUGAUAGCUGGUGAGACGGUGCAAGUUUGUAAUUUAGUGCGUGUCACUUUCCAGCCAGAUGUUUAUGAAAAUUAUAUUUGUGUUGGGGUGCUCUUGUGUGUGUGUGUGGAGCGAAGAGGUUUGUGUGUGUGUAGUGCACCCUUUCUAUGCUUUUGUCUAAGACACAAGGUGAGAGGAAGGGGUAUAUUGCAAAAAUACUUAUACCUUGAUAAUGUAAAGUUAAUGUAUCUAGUAAUAAAAGAACUUGUGAAUUUCAAA